ACAGAAGACAAAACCUAACACCAACAAGGCAAUCCAUUCAUUUCGAAGGAGACUCUGGUUUGCGAUAAAAAUAUCGGUGCAAAUCGAAGUUAAAAGACAGCAAAGGAAUGGCGACUACAACGCAAAACACGAAUAAAUUUCCGCCUCGUUAUAGCAUGUCCGAUUGGCAUCAGUCGAAUGUUAUCGUUCGAACGAGCGCCCAAAGGCUUCGAGACUCUUCACAUCGUAUCAGACAGGAAGGUCGUUGGCUGCGAAACGAGAGCGAUAAUCACACGAGAUGGACGCAGCACGACAGCGAUACUCGCAUGGAAGAGCGUAUUGACGAUGUAAAUACUUGGAAGAAAGCGCUCGAGAAAUGCCUGAAGGAUACAGACGAAGAAAUCCGAUGCCUCGAACGAGAGAAGGAAAGAUGCGAGCGAGCUUUGGAGGCGAAAAAAGUGCCGUUGGAUAUCGCAUUGGAGUGCCUGAUGUUGCGAGAACACAGGAUCGGCAUUGAUCUAGUCCGCGAUCCAGUGGAAGCCAAUUUGGGCAAGGAAGUCGAGGUGAUUGAGGGAUGCAAAGCAUUGCUCCAACAAAAGAUCAAUGAAGCUUCCGAGCAGUUAUGUUUAUUGCAAGAAGCUCGUCAACAGGUUUACCGUGAUCUCACGGACAAGAACAUAGCCUUUGACAUUGAUGGCGAAUGUCGUAAGUUGAACAACAAUUCUACCAACAUCUGUUUCCACCCGGAUCCCACCCGAACCGUGAAGGGCAGCGUGACACCCGAGACCUGGGACCAAUACUCUAACUACAACAAGUUGCGGGCCGAAGCCGAGAUGCAGGCAUCUCAACGCCUGAGGGAGGCAAUCUUUGCCACGAUCCAGAAGACAGCCAACGACCUUGAGUCACAAAGACAGGCGACGGAAUUCAGUUACAGAAAGAGAAUUCACGAGACAGAACAGACUAAAAACGAGUUGGAAUGGCAACAGAAGAAUACCAAACAAGAAAUCGAGACGCUGGAAAAUGAUAUACUUCAAAUCAAGCAGGCAAUAGAAGCAAAGAAAGCGCCAAUGAUGGUCGCUCAAACAAGACUUGAGAACCGCACGUAUCGUCCUAACGUGGAGUUGUGUCGUGAUGCUACACAAUAUCAGUUAUGUCAUGAAGUACGGGAGAUAGAAGGUACUGUCAAAGCUUUGGUGGAAAAGCUGCAAGAGUCGCAGAAUGCCCACAACUCUCUGACCGAAAACCUGAGGCAUAUCGAGGAAGAUCUAGCAGUCAAGGUAAAUUCUUUGGCGUUGGACAACCGUUGUAUGACCUCCAGGCAGAAGUUGAAGGAGACGCCACAAGAUAUGACCCGCAUUGAACUGUUUAAUCCAACUGUGACUGACGAAGCUCACUUGAACUUCAAGACCUCGUCACCCAUGGCAACCAUGGUGGAUACCGCUACCCUAGAACGUGCAGUCACCGGUCCAAUGACAGCCUCUCGUAUGACCCCCAUGAACACGCUUCACGCCAGUGCAGUAAAAAGUGCGCGUACUCCAUUGAUAACAAACUAGAAGGAACUCUUCCGAGAUUAAAAAAAAAACAACUCGCUGAAUUCUCGACUUUAGUUGUGUAGGUGUGUGAGAAAGUCAGUAAACAGACAAGUGUGACAUAAAACCCAAUAAUAUUUUCAAUUUAGAAAAACAUACAAAAUAGGAAAAGGCAGAAAAGAAUGGAUUGAACCAUAGAUGAAUUGUGUCAACUUUUGAUAUCAAGUGCAAAUUCUGGACGUACCAAGGGAAUGUACGAUUGUAUGAUAAAAAUAAAUUUGUUUUUCGUAUUGUGUGA
Messenger RNA from Dendronephthya gigantea, 1806 nucleotides. RefSeq names its product tektin-B1-like. The transcript has 6 exons. The coding region runs from base 108 to 1532 and encodes 474 amino acids. Lineage: Eukaryota; Metazoa; Cnidaria; Anthozoa; Malacalcyonacea; Nephtheidae. Gene Ontology annotation, cellular component: nucleus; microtubule cytoskeleton. Gene Ontology annotation, biological process: cilium movement involved in cell motility; cilium assembly. The record is from RefSeq and is a predicted model, not a curated record.